GGCUGCUUGACCGGACUCAUACAUACUUACAUUUAGUACUAACUACUAAAUGACUUUAUCGCGCGUAUCCAAACCAUGGGCUAAUUACGUCUGUAACCCAAUCACCCCCCGUAACUCAAUCACCCCGGGCCACCACUCGGCAACGUGCCCGGGGAAUAAUCCCGCGCAAGCAUCAUCCCGCCUUUGUUAGUCGGUCAUUCGCGAACAGCCCUUCCCCAAGUACACACGUGUGUCACUGUAUCUAAUCGCUUUUGCUUUGAAUACCACCUAUUUCAGCACUCGCCGUAUCGCAUUUAUUCCGUUCUACUCCCGAACUUCACCCUCGGGACAAUUUUACGCUUGUGGAAUACCUCGACUCACCACCUCGACCUUCGUGAUGCCUCCCAAGAGAAGAGCACCCGUCAACCACAAGCUUGUGAGGGGAGCCAAGCAGGCCAGGACAACCAGAAGACAAACCCCGGGAGUGCACAUUAUGCAGGAGGCAACAGCUGAUGUAGGCACUCCGAGGUCCGCACAACCCAGGGGUUGCUGUCCUACAUGGAAACCAUAAGAACGGCGGCACUUCGAUUCGGGGGGAUGCCUGGUCAACCUACGACCAACAAUUCCGACACAGAAUGUCAAGGGACCCCUCACGACGCUGGGACAACAUCGACGGGGAGUUGUGGCUGAAGUCCAUGGUAACACAGCCGGUACUACAACCAGAAUCAGGCGGACGGGGCGCAAUGACACGCGUACAGGGGGACAUCGCCAGUCAGGUAUGCUGGGAUUUCAAUAAAUUUGGCUGUAGCAGGGUCAACUGUAAGUACACUCACAAAUGCGGUAAGUGUGGCAAACAUUCCCAUAGCUCUAGGACCUGCUUUCGAGGGAAUGGGGUCCAACCGACCCCAUACAAGCCCAAUCAGCCUUUUGCCUAACAGAAAACCAGCCGUCAAGGCAGGUAAAUUCAAUGGCCCCUUCCCCCGUGGAUCUCAAUGAAAUGGCACCCUGGUUACGCCAAUAUGCUAGGGUCAAUUACAGAGAUGCAAACUAUUUAUGGGUAGGUUUUAGCUCUGGCUUUAAGCUCGAGUUCCAGGGAAGCCGCACGGGUCGCCUGGCACGAAACUUGCGAUCAGCCACGCACCAAGACACGGCAGGCUACGUGAAACAACACUACAAAACGAAGUCGACCUUGGCGACAUUCAGUCGGCCUUUAGAAUUAUACCAGUCCACCCAUCCGAUUUCGAGCUGCUAGGCAACAGAUUCGAAGGUGAGUUCUAGUUCGAUAAAUGCCUACCAUUUGGCUGCUCCAUAUCUUGCGCCAUAUUUGAAACGUUUAGUACCUUCUUGCAAUGGUGCAUGCAAUCGCAUCUCCCAACGUGUCCGAUCAUGCAUUACCUGGAUGACUUCCUAACGGGGGGCACAGCAGGCACCAGCCACUGCUCAGACAACCUCAACGGAUGCCUGAAUACACUAGAACAGCUUGGGGUUCCUACUGCGCACGACAAGACGGUGGGCCCCACAACCAAACUGACAUUCCUAGGGCUGGAAAUCGACACCAUUGCAAUGCAGAUCAGAAUCCCAGAGUCCAAGAUCAAGGAGGCAACAAGGGAAAUCCAAGACAUCCUGUCAACAGGUAACAUCAAGGUCACAAAAAGGGCCCUUCAGUCCCUCAUAGGCAAGCUUAACUUUAUGUGCAGGGCUAUACCAAUGGCAAGGGCAUUCAGCCGCAGGCUAACCGAUCUGCUUAGCAAAGGUAAGCAACCAUUUCACCACAUUAGGAUUACCAGCUGGGUCAAGGAAGACCUACAAAUGUGGUUAACAUUUCGUACGAGUUAUAAAGGCAUUUCAGUGUUUCAGGACCAACUAUGGGUGGACAGCGAUUUCCUCCAGCUGUUUUCAGACGCAGCGGGUGGCGCCAGCUUCGGGGCCUACAUGCAGGGCAAAUGGUUUAACGGCGCAUGGCCACCCCAGUGGGUGACGGAUGGAACUACACGGGACUUGACGCCACCUUGACAUGGUGGCAUCAAUCCUUCGGAAAUACAACCCCAGCUUCCUGACACCAAGAUCAUCGUAUCCUCAAUGCUGCACAGGCGCUACUGGCACGAUGCCAGGGACCCACUAAAGAUCGAGGGGAUGCGGAAGAAUAUCAACCGUCGACUGGCCAACCGAGUCAAAGAGCUCGGCGGUACAAUGGUGCCACAUCCCCAGAUCCUGGCAUCAGACAAGACAUGGUACGCCUGGGAGGGCGUCCACCUCAGUGACAAAGGACUGUGUGUGUUUACGGACAAUUUAUUGCAUGCCCUGGCGCUUGUUAUCUCCACAGGUUUGUGUUUCCUUUCAGGACAUAGGCAAGCCGGGCAACAAUGCUAUCUCCGCGUAUCGCGUGGCCGUGGGUGUGGGGUAGCACUCUGGUGCUUUGUGGCGGGGUUCUUGUGGGCUACACUGCUAGUAACAAAUUAACUUGCUUCCAAAUUAAUACUCGUGCUUAAGGCUACCUGCUUUUCAGCGGGAACCUUUCCGGGGUUACCUGCUUCUCAGUGGGAAC
Molecule: messenger RNA, 2524 nt
Organism: Haliotis rufescens (red abalone)
Lineage: Eukaryota; Metazoa; Mollusca; Gastropoda; Lepetellida; Haliotidae
Exons: 2
Coding region: 1336-1992 (218 amino acids)
Source: RefSeq, a predicted model, not a curated record